Messenger RNA from Naegleria lovaniensis, 390 nucleotides. RefSeq lists its product as uncharacterized. Bases 1 to 390 code for a protein of 129 amino acids. NCBI's taxonomy places the organism in Eukaryota, Heterolobosea, Eutetramitea, Acrasida, Naegleriidae. The record is from RefSeq and is a predicted model, not a curated record. The transcript has 2 exons.
AUGCAUUUCAAUUGCGUGGCAUGCAAAUUCCAACACAACAAGCAACAACAAGUCUCUUCCAAGUCAGCUCUAACAUUGACUCAUGUUGUGAUUCAUAUCCAGGUAUCGAUGCGUGAUUUUGCCCUUUUGAGUCCUAUUUCUCGCCAUUCCUAUGAAUACUCAUUUUCCACGAGAGAGUUUCAUGAUGGAAAGAAAAUUUUGAGGUCAAGUAAAAGAGAAAUAAACCUCAAGAAGGGUCAUGGUUCAGUGAAAAUGAUUAACAUUAACAGAUUUUCACCACAAUCGAUGAAUUUAUUGAUUACUGAUAAUGAUGUCUUCCAAUGUGUUGCGCAAGAAGUACAAAGUAACGGGAGCUGUAGAAAUUUUCGAAGCUACUAUUUCGUCAUUUAG